Messenger RNA from Lachnellula hyalina, 1635 nucleotides. RefSeq names its product Cytoplasmic dynein 1 light intermediate chain (gene DYNC1LI2). Gene Ontology annotation, biological process: microtubule-based movement; microtubule cytoskeleton organization. Gene Ontology annotation, molecular function: dynein heavy chain binding. Gene Ontology annotation, cellular component: centrosome; cytoplasmic dynein complex. Lineage: Eukaryota; Fungi; Ascomycota; Leotiomycetes; Helotiales; Lachnaceae. The record is from RefSeq and is a predicted model, not a curated record. The transcript is spliced from 6 exons. The coding region runs from base 1 to 1635 and encodes 544 amino acids.
AUGGCCUCCUCAAACAACAGAACCUCUACAUACACGCAAGUCUCCACGUCGAGCGAUCAUGACAGACCAAAGAGUGCGGAUGCGAAGAAGGACAUAUGGUCGUCGAUGCUUGAUAGUGUAGCCAGUGGCAAGCGAUUACCAGAGAAGAAUCUACUGGUCUUGGGCAAGUUAACCACAACUCCUCAAGCUACAUCCGCUGACUUAUGGCAGGAGCGGGAGUUUCUCGAAACGCUUUCGGCCGACGAUACAAGAAAGGCCUCAGAUCGGCAGGGCAGCAAGCAGCCUACCAUUGCAAACAACUUUGCUUUGGGCUACACAUACCAUGAUGUUCUAGAUGCAGACCACGAGGACAUUCUGGCCCGACUCUCGCUCUAUCUUCUCGCCGACCCUUCGCCCUCUUUCGCGCCGCUCCUGCAACCCCUCCUUACCCCUGAGACUAUUCCGAAUACCCUCGUUGUGAUAUUACUUGAUUGGUCCCAGCCAUGGUUCUGGCUAAGACAACUGCGGGACUGGGUACAACUAUUACGGACGCUGCUCGUUUCUCUAGACAAUACCUGCAAAGAUAAGAUGGAGGAAGUUAUGCUGAGUUGGCGAGACAGAGGUCGUGGGGGGAAUAGCCUUGAUGGUGUAGGAGCAAGCAGUACCUCCGAGGGCGAUGUAAGCUUGCCUCUAGGACCUGGAGAAUGGCAGGAACCAUUGGGUCUACCUGUAUGCGUUGUCUGUCAAAAUUCUGAUCGUAUCGAGAAUUUAGAGAAAGAACGAUCCUGGAGAGAAGAGGAGUUUGACUUUAUUUUACAAUUUCUGCGAACGAUCUUGCUGAAGCACGGGGCAUCCCUCAUCUACACAAUUCCCUCAGUCACCAGUCCAUUACAAAGUCUCAUACACUCAUCUCUCGGAAUACACUCACUAUUGAAACGGCAGCCUCUGAAACACAAUGUCAUUGACCGUGACAAGGUGGUGGUACCUCCAAAUUGGGAUUCCUGGGGUAAAAUCAGAGUGCUUCGAGACGGUUUCGACGUGGAAGCAAUAAGUAACGGAUGGUCCGUUGAUAUCGAAGAAUCAUUUGAACUUAUACCCAACGUACCCAACGGCAAUAGUAAUGGGGAAGCUAUAAAGAUUGAAACUUCCAGACGAUCAGGAGGCGCAGUCGAAGCCUAUGAAGAGACGAUCCGGGACCCUCGACUAGAUGCUCUUCAAGCAACAUCUAAAGAGAACGAAGGUCUCAUACCUGAGAUCACAAGCUCGGAUACUCAAACUUUCCUUGCGACCCAACUGGCGGUGCUCGAUAAGAUUAGGCAGGGCACUGAUUCUUCCGGCAUGGAUAGUAGCCGCUUAAUAGCGGGAAGAAAUGCAACAGGUUCCGGUUACGAGACUGGCGAAGAGGGCCAUGCUGAUGAAGGUCGUGUCAAUGAGCAUAUUGGUCCCGUCCAGUUCAAUAUGGGUGGGAUUCAGGUUGAUGCCGAUGACAUGUUGCAAAGACUCAAGGACCGCCAAUUAUACCAAACCCCCGAGCCAACAUCCCCAGGUAGCAUUGUACCCGGCGACGCAAAGACACAGAACGAAGCACUGCAAUCCUUUUUCGCGGGGCUUAUGAAAAGGGGAGGUGGCAGCGCAUCGAGCAGUCCUAAACCAUAA